AUGAACGUCCAUCAACAUGUCAAUAAUGAAUUGAGUUAUUUCGAUGUGUCAAUCCUAAUAGCUUACUGUAUUCUGUUAAUUGGUGGAGGUUUCUAUUCCAUGUUUAAACAUAAUCGUUCGACUGUCAAAGGAUAUUUUCUUGCGAAUCGACAGAUGCCCUGGUUGUGUAUCGGAGCAAGUUUAUUCGCAUCGAACAUCGGUGCUGAACAUUUCAUUGGUUUAGCAAGUUCCGGUGCGGCGAAAGGUAUAAGUGCUGGUGCGUACGAGUUACAUUCGCUUUCAGCUCUUCAACUGCUUGGUUGGGUGUUUUUACCAGUUUUUAUCGCCACCGGCGUCUCAACGCUACCCGAAUAUAUGAGUAAACGAUUUGGUGGACAACGCAUUCGAAUCUACAUCGCUUGUCUCUACCUUUUGCUCUACAUUCUCACAAAAAUCAGCGUAAAUAUCUAUGCAGCAGCACUGUUUAUUAAUUAUGCUUUCCACUGGAAUAUAUAUCUAAGUGUCUUAUUCGUUCUGACUCUAACAGCAAUCUGUACGGUGUCCGGUGGUUUAGCAAGUGUGAUGUACACUGACACGAUUCAAGCAGUAAUUAUGAUCAUCGGAGGAUUUCUAUUGAUGAUUCUAUCCUAUCAAAAAGUUGGUGGAAUACCGGAAAUUUAUCGACAGUAUUUGAGUGCUAUGCCAUCUGUAAACAAUGAUUAUCAAAUUGGAAAUAUGACAAAUAUUUGGUUAAACCAAACGAGUAUAUGUGGUAAACCAACAAUGAAAUCCUUCCAAAUGUUACGAUCAUUAUCGGAUCCCGAAAUGCCUUGGUUAGGUUUCCUUAUAGGACAUACACCUAAUACAAUCUGGUUUUGGUGUUCCGAUCAAAUGAUGGUUCAGCGCGCAUUAGCCGCACGAACCAUUUCACAUGCUCGUGGUGGUACAAUCUUAGCAGGUUAUUUGAAAAUUCUUCCAUUAUUUAUGAUUAUUUUCCCUGGGAUGAUUAGCCGAAUCUUAUUUCCCGACACAGUUGCUUGUAAUCAACCAUCAACUUGUCAAUCCAUAUGUCACAACCAACGACGUUGUACCAACAUUGCUUAUCCAACUUUAGUAUUGAACAUUCUACCGCACGGUGUUAAAGGUAUUAUGUUAGCUAUCAUGCUAGCCGCAUUAAUCUCAGGUUUAACGUCGAUCUUUAAUUCUGCGAGUACAAUAUUCACAGUUGAUAUUUAUCCACAUGUGUUAGCCUUCCGUCGGAAGAACAUAACCAAUCGAGAAUUGAUGAUCGUCGGUCGUCUUUUUGUUAUUCUAAUGACCGUUGUUGGCAUUGCAUGGAUACCAGUCGUUAUUGAAUUGCAAGGGGUAGAACUGUAUACGUACAUGCAGCAGGUGAUCGGCUUCUUAGCACCACCGAUCGCUUGCAUUUAUAUAUUGGCAGUUUUGUGGAAGCGUACCAAUGAAAGUGGCGCAUUUGCUGGAUUAAUGGUCGGAUUUGUUUUUGGUUUAUUACGAAUGAUACUUGAGUUUUCAAAACAACCACCACUCUGUGGAGAGAAUGAUUCACGAUUUUGGCUGGUGAGAAAAGUUAAUUUUAUGUAUUAUUCUUUGUUUCUAUUUUGGUUGACUUUAAUUACGUGUGUGAGUGUUUCACUGUGCACACAACCGCCGACGGAAGAACAAUUAUAUCGAACAACAUUUUGGACGAAAAAUCAACAAAAAUCAACGCCGGAACAUGUACAAAUGCUUGACGUUGUCAAUCAUGAAACUCCAAUCGUCAGUCAGCCGAUCGAUGCCACAAAUACUCUUCCCGAAACACAUCGCGUAGAGAAGCCCGGCGGUUGUAACGCGUUCGUGCUUGUGAAAGCGUGCUGGUCAUGGUUUUGUGGUUUGGACGAUGGCCAUGACAAUCAUCAGGGAAUAGUAGAUAAGGCUCCGCAUGAAGAUGUCGAUUUGAUGGUACACCAUCGCGAAGAACGUCCGUUGAUCAAAUGGAUUCUAAAUAUAAAUUUAAUCAUCAUCCUUCUGCUCGAAAUUUCUCUAAUGGUUUUGUUUUCAUUACCGGUUAAAUAUACAUUCUGGCGGAAUUAA
Messenger RNA from Adineta ricciae, 2070 nucleotides. The record is from the annotation of a GenBank genome assembly. NCBI's taxonomy places the organism in Eukaryota, Metazoa, Rotifera, Eurotatoria, Adinetida, Adinetidae.